Molecule: messenger RNA, 1694 nt
Organism: Rotaria sordida
Lineage: Eukaryota; Metazoa; Rotifera; Eurotatoria; Philodinida; Philodinidae
Source: the annotation of a GenBank genome assembly
UUAUGUAUAUUUAAAAAGAAAUUACUAUGAAAUUUGGACUUUAUUUUAUACGAAUUGUUCCAGAACAAAGAAUCUUGUCAUCAAAUUUCGGCAAAAUCUGACAGAAACUUUAUCGGAAGUUAUAGUGAUCUGGUUCAGGAACACAAUCGAAAACUUUUUGUGGCAGAAAUGGUUAUAGAAAAUAGAUCUUCUUCAGCUUGUAACAAUUAACCAAUCUGUACUCCUACUAGGUAUUUACAGCUUACAAGAGAAAUCGAUCUCUCUAAUCUCCCGGCCGACUAUGCUCCUUAUCCGGUUGAAUUUGACUGAAAUUAUCUAGAUUCGACUAAGACCACUAAACUUGUAUAACUUUGAAAACAGUAGUGCUAGUCCCACACAUUCGGAUCAGAUUGAUUUUUGGAAUAAUACCAAUUUAGAGUCAUCCGUAUAGAUUAUUAAAAAAUGUGGCUUGAUUUAGAAGGGCGAAAUCAUUUCUACGAAAUGGAAAUCAAGAUCAAUAAAAAAAGCUUUCACUAGAACCGAGAUUGUUCAAAACUGCUUACUAGGACCUGCGAAAUACAGUUUUACGGAUGCCUGCCCAUUACCACUUGCGACUACAUGGACUAAAAGCAGUAAGAGGUGUUCAAACAGUAAAUAUAGUCUACCUCUCAAACAACGGGAAUAUAAAGCGAUAGUAUAUUUAAUUUCUCAUGAACCUCUCUCUUCAGACUCUAUUUCUUGUCUUUUAAGCUGACGCACAAGAAGAAAAAUUAGUAAUAAUUACAACAGAAAUUAAUGCUAAACAAAAAUGUCUUGAAAUGCUUGCAAAUGCCCGUAAACGUAGUGAUCUAACACAUCGACAAUAUGAAGAGCGUAUAAAACUCCUUUCUGAACGUAUACAAAAUGCUGAAAAUGAAAAACAAGCAGCUGUUACAAAAUUAAAUACUACUGCACGUGAUCAACAUAAUACUGAAGAAUUAAAACUAGUAAGACGUGAUUAUAAAGAAAAAAUUCGUCGAUCAAAAGAAAUUGAAAAUAAUGAAUUAUCAACAUUACGUGCACAGUAUGCUGUUUGUUUAAAAGAUGGAGAAUAUUAUAAAAAUGAGUCAGGUAAACAUACCAAUGAAUUAAAAGAUUUACGUAAACUGAGUGUUCAAUUAACACGUGAAUUACAUCAAGAAUUUCUUCGACACAAACAAGCUAAAGCAAGAGAGAUUGCUACACUUAAAGAAGUACAUCUAUUAUGCCGUCAAAUGUGUUCAGCUCGAAUGUGUAAAACAACCAAAGAGAUGAGUGCACAUGCUGCUACUAUUCAACAAGACAUUACCAAUGCAAUUUGUCAUCGAAAACUUAUUGCUGAUAUCAAUCGUGAUAUGAGUACAGUAAUCGAUAGUCGUGAAGGUACAUGUCGUAAACAUAAACGAUAUUAUAAACGAUUAAGUAAUGCUAUUGUUACAAGUACAAUUAAUACUCAUCGCCCGGAAGAUGCAACAUCAUAUCUUAAUUCAGAAAUUUCAUCAUGUCAACAAGUAUUAAUGGAAUAUGAUGAUGAUCGAGAACAAGAAAGUAUAGAUGAACUUCGAUAUUUAUUAACAAAACAUAUUGAACAAGGUUUUGAAGCUGAUGAAAAAAAUGAAUUGAUAUCUUAUGUUGAUUUACUUGAAACAAUUCUUGCUGAAAAAGAAGAUAUUAAAUUAGCUGCAACACGUCUUUAA